Molecule: messenger RNA, 1128 nt
Organism: Lichtheimia ornata
Lineage: Eukaryota; Fungi; Mucoromycota; Mucoromycetes; Mucorales; Lichtheimiaceae
Exons: 1
Coding region: 1-1128 (375 amino acids)
Biological process (GO): regulation of glycogen biosynthetic process
Cellular component (GO): protein phosphatase type 1 complex
Molecular function (GO): protein phosphatase 1 binding; glycogen binding
Source: RefSeq, a predicted model, not a curated record
AUGACAUUCAUUUCGGCAUCCUCUUUGUCUUCCUCCUCCCCCUCUUUCUCCCCGUCCUCUUCUUCAUUGCCCUCCCCUAACACUAUCUCGGAACUCUCAUCACACAACUCCACUGAACAACGGGCCAAUGCUCAUUCCCAACUUGAAUCCAAUGACGGUGCAAAGCAUCGCGACAAUCGAAAAGCAUCGGCAAUGCAACGGCUUUUGAGAAGCAAGCACUGGGUGCUUACUCCACCAGACACAGAUCGUUUCCGCUUUUGUUUCAAAGAGCCAACAACUUGUUCCUCAGAUGUGCCAGAUGAUAGUGCGCCUAUUGAAUCAGCAGCAGCAGCAAAAACAAAGACAACUCGUAUCGUAUCUUACAAGGUGGAUCGAGUAGCAGCAUCGCGUGAACACAACAAACCCGAAAAGGAUACACCUAUAAAGUUUGAGGACAUUGAUGUCGCACCAACCUCUGCAGACUCAAACAGCAGCAGCAGCACUCUCUUGGGCCAUUGCAUAGUACUCAACCUUGCCUUUGAAAAACGGAUCAUAGCACGAUACACGCUUGAUAAUUGGAUCACUUUUACGGAUACGGAUGCAACGCAUGUUGAAUCAGUGGUUGAUGAUAAAUACGAUCGCUUUUCGUUUACAAUACCUGUGCAAGAAGAUUUCUCGGCUGAUGAUGAGGAUGAUCAUCACAACGAACUUGACAUUCAAUUGGCUUUGUGUUAUUGCGUUGAUCAUGUUGAACAUUGGGACAAUAAUGGCGGCGAGAACUACCAUAUCAAGGUGGUCCAUUCUAUCACUGUGGUGCAUGAAGACAACAAGAAGGAUCAUCAAGAGGAUGAGGAAGAGCAAGAGCAGCCUGUGAUGUGGAUGCAAAAGACUUCAGCAUUGGCCAAUGAUACGCAUAUCAGCCCAUGGACAACAUCUCGUUUCUGGAUCCCUGGAUACAUGCGACAUAGCCAGAUGACAUUUGCACGAGACAAUUACGACAUUGAGUUUCUACCACCAACCAAACUGCCGGAGCAGGAACAAGAUGAGGAGGAUGAGAAGUUAACAACACCAGUGGAUGGCGAUAUCGCCGAGCAACAACAAGGAUUGCCUAGCAACGAUCACCAUGACGAAGUAAAAAGUCGAAAAUAG